AUGUCAGGCGAGGCGUGGCUGUUCCUGCUCGCCGUCCUUCUCAAUGCCGUCAACCUCUUCCUGCAAGUCUUCUUCACCAUCAUGUACUCCGACCUCGAAUGCGACUACAUCAACCCGAUCGACCUCUGCAACCGCCUCAACAUGUACAUUGUCCCAGAAGCUGGCGUCCACGCAUUCUUGACUGUCCUGUUCUUGAUCAAUGGCUAUUGGUUGCCGUUGCUCUUGAACCUGCCCCUUGUUGCUUGGAACGCGAAGAAGAUCUUCGAGAACCAGCACCUGCUGGACGCUACCGAGAUCUUCCGCAAGCUGAACGUACACAAGAAGGAGUCCUUCAUCAAGCUUGGUUUCCACCUGCUGAUGUUCUUCUUCUACCUCUACUCGAUGAUCGUGGCUCUAAUCAGGGAUGAAAGUCGGUAA
Fulvia fulva is the source of this 417-nucleotide messenger RNA. RefSeq names its product ER-derived vesicles protein ERV14. Gene Ontology annotation, cellular component: endoplasmic reticulum membrane; COPII-coated ER to Golgi transport vesicle. NCBI's taxonomy places the organism in Eukaryota, Fungi, Ascomycota, Dothideomycetes, Mycosphaerellales, Mycosphaerellaceae. The coding region runs from base 1 to 417 and encodes 138 amino acids. The transcript is spliced from 3 exons. Gene Ontology annotation, biological process: endoplasmic reticulum to Golgi vesicle-mediated transport. The record is from RefSeq and is a predicted model, not a curated record.